Messenger RNA from Notothenia coriiceps (black rockcod), 744 nucleotides. Its product is annotated as neurturin. The transcript has 2 exons. The record is from RefSeq and is a predicted model, not a curated record. Gene Ontology annotation, molecular function: receptor tyrosine kinase binding; glial cell-derived neurotrophic factor receptor binding; growth factor activity. Lineage: Eukaryota; Metazoa; Chordata; Actinopteri; Perciformes; Nototheniidae. The coding region runs from base 1 to 744 and encodes 247 amino acids.
AUGAAGUUAUGGAAAGGUGCUACUUUUGCCUUCGUGCUCUGUGGCGCAGCCCUGUCCAUCGUCUUCGUUAGAAACAUGGCCACUAUCGGACAGUUCAGACCUAAAUCGAAAUACCCGUACACGUCUCCAUCCUCAUCAAGACUGUCCUCAUUCUCUCAAUCAACUUUCAAGACCUCACCGCAAUCACCCUCCUCCUCCUCCUCCUCCUCCUCCUCAUCAGCAGAAUCGGCAGUGAAGUCCCGGCAGAUGGGUGGGCCUCAACGGAGACCCCGCUCCGCAGACGAGAUGAACUCGGUCCUCUCAGAGUUUUCUGCGAUGUUCCAGAGCUUCACGGAGGGCGAACUUCGGCAUGUGGUCGGCGCCUUGCUGGACAGGAAGAGGAAGAAGAGCCGGCUCCUGGGAGAGAACCAGGCUCGAAGGACUAAAAGAGCGCGAAGGCCCAAGCCCUGCUCUUUGAGGGAGCUGGAGCUGACCGUAAGUGAACUGGGUCUCGGCUACGAAAGCGACGAGACGUUGCUGCUGCGCUACUGCAGCGGGAAAUGCCUGGAACACCGGCAGAACUACGACCUUACCAUGGAUCACAUGGUGCGGACAGGCUUCAAAAAGAAGGGCCGCAAGGACAAGGUCAGCAACGGGCCCUGCUGCCGGCCCAUCGCUUAUGAAAAACAGUUUUCCUUCCAGGACAACAGGCACCUCCAUCACACAGUACGAAAUAUGUCGGCGAAGAACUGUGGGUGUGUAUGA